This is a messenger RNA of Suillus subalutaceus, 1123 nucleotides long. RefSeq lists its product as uncharacterized. The annotation marks the transcript as partial. The transcript is spliced from 3 exons. The record is from RefSeq and is a predicted model, not a curated record. Lineage: Eukaryota; Fungi; Basidiomycota; Agaricomycetes; Boletales; Suillaceae.
CUACUAUCUUUGUCCCACACUAAGACUAGAUCUAGCCGCACGGUUUGUUCAACGCCAACGGCCCUCGACACCACCCCAUACAACUCAGUUCUAUCGCGGUCUUGUUCAUUACUGCGGCUUAGUAUGAGUGAAUGGUGCUCGCCAGUCCACAGCUGCAUCUAAUGUCAAUGCCGCUUUGGAUGCAGCGGAGCAAAUAGGCUAUCCCGUCAACCUUCGGUCUGCAUUCACUCUUGGUAGUCUCGGUUCCUGUUUCGCCAAUCACUCGCAACCUCCUCCUACUCCUACUUCAGCAACUAGUCCUCCACCCCCAGACCAAACAAAAGGCACAUUCAGCGUCCAAGCAUUCGUCUCGCGCGUCCAAGCACUUGUCAUAGACGAUCGAGCCCUAGUUGAAAGACUGAUACGGUUUGCCUAAGACCUACUCAAGAGAACUUCCUCCAAGUUCGGCUGGGGAAUGACGAAACGGAUUGAGAGCCAUGGACUCGCUCGGUUCAAGGCUCACGUUCAAAGAUCUCGGCAGGGCGUCUCCCUCUUCCUUGACUUAAUUCGCCAGGCUCGAUUGCAGCCUAUGGCGUUAGGCUCGUAUAUAACACAUCUCCACUCAGAACGUUCUUUCACUUCUACGGAUACUCCGGCUUCAUCCCACAGCUCAGACAAUACUGGACAUGCGCCAGAGGAGUAUUCUUCGCCCACGACUGAAAAUACUUGGUUGGGCAAAAUAUGGGGCAGUAGGACCCCAAUGUCAAGGAAUACUGUGGCAUUGAGGUUAAUGCUCGUCUAAAUCACUCAAGUGCCCUGGCAUCUAAAGCUACUGGUUAUCCGCUUGCUCGGAGUUAAAUCAAAAAGGAGAAGACCACUACGCGGGCAGGGCAAUACAUCUUUAUAAUGCCACAGCGCUCCUGAGGAAGAUUAUAUUUCUGUGCACAUCCGUGUCGUCGGUGACUUGACCGCUGCGCUCGCCAAAGCUGUCGGCUGUAACUUUGACUCUAAGGAUUCCAAGGAUGUCGACGCCAGUGGUGGAAAGGUUAUUGGCACGAACGCAAAUCCGCCGUUCAACCGGGUGCUCCCUCGUAUCAAUGGUUGACGGUCCGUUUGGUAGUGCCAGUGAGGACUUCUUAAAUUA